Messenger RNA from Zerene cesonia (dogface butterfly), 1397 nucleotides. It is a transcript of the gene parvin, whose product is annotated as beta-parvin. The transcript is spliced from 8 exons. The record is from RefSeq and is a predicted model, not a curated record. Gene Ontology annotation, cellular component: focal adhesion; cytoplasm; actin cytoskeleton. Lineage: Eukaryota; Metazoa; Arthropoda; Insecta; Lepidoptera; Pieridae. Gene Ontology annotation, biological process: cell projection assembly; actin cytoskeleton organization; establishment or maintenance of cell polarity. Gene Ontology annotation, molecular function: actin binding. The coding region runs from base 146 to 1252 and encodes 368 amino acids.
UACAUAGAUGUUUACGUCAUUCUCUUCAUUUUUAUAAAUAAGCCAUGAAAGACGUGAUUGUAUAAAAUUGUUUUUAUUUGUUUUGAAUUAACGUAUUUACUUUAUUUGCAGUUUUUAUAAUUUUAGAUCGAGUAAUAUCUGAAAAAUGUCGUCGCCACGCCCCAAAUCCCCUCGAACUCCAGUAUUGCCUAAAAAAGAAGAAAAGGAAGAGUCUUUUUGGGAUAAAAUUGGUACUAUUGGUCGCAAAAAGCGCAUAAAAGAAGUGCAAGAGGUUCAGGCAGAAGGUAAAUUUGCCAUAGAUUCGCCAGGAAGUCCAACGGCACCAGAAAUCCCGCCAGAAGAAUACAGUCUACAUGACAACGAAGAGAGAGCAAUAAUAGAGCCCAGGUCGCUCGAGGACCCCAGAGUGAAGGAGUUGAUCCAAGUCCUCAUUGACUGGAUUAAUGAUGAAUUGGCUGCACAGAGGAUCAUCGUAAAAGACAUAAGCGAGGAUUUGUAUGAUGGACAAGUACUGCAGAAGCUUCUAGAAAAGCUGACAGAGACCAAGUUGGAUGUGCCGGAGGUGACACAGAGCGAAGAGGGGCAGAGACAGAAGUUGGCUGUAGUUUUGAGAGAUGUUAAUAGGGUGUUGUACGGCACAUCGAAACCGGUGCAGCAGUGGAGCGUGGACUCGGUGCACUCCAAGAAUGUGGUGUCCAUAUUGCACCUGCUGGUAGCACUGGCGCGCCACUUCCGGGCGCCGAUCCGUCUGCCAGAGAAUGUCAGCGUGAAUGUCGUUGUUGUUAAGAAGGAUGCGCCUAAUCAGCUGUCGCAUCGCACAUACAUCGAAGACAUAACAACGACGUACGACGACCUCGGCAUGAAGUGCGAGCGCGACGCGUUCGACGCACUGUUCGACCACGCGCCGGACAAACUGCAAGUCGUUAAGAAGUCGCUGAUAACAUUCGUGAACAAGCACCUCAGCAAGGUGAACCUGGAGGUCCUCGAUCUAGACUCGCAGUUCCACGACGGCGUGUACCUGGUGCUGCUGAUGGGUCUACUGGAGGGCUUCUUCGUGCCGCUGUUCGACUUCCACCUGACCCCGCAGGACUUCGACCAGAAGGUCCAUAAUGUGUCCUUCGCAUUUGAGCUGAUGCAAGAUGUGGGUUUGGCAAAGCCGAAAGCUAGACCAGAAGAUAUCGUGAAUCUAGAUCUGAAAUCUACACUCAGGGUUUUGUACAAUCUAUUCACAAAGUACAAGAAUAUGGCGUAACUGAAUUCAUUUAGAAAUUUGCCAUCACCUUAAAUAGUUUAACAUUGACUAAUGUUAAUGAAAUUAAUUUUAUAUCGUGUUCAAUUUUAUUAACAUAACUGUAUCUGCUUAAGCUAACAAUGAAAUUAUAUAAAUGUUUUAUUUU